AUGUUUUUGUGCAUGAAUCCGUGUGCCAAGCCAACCCCCGUUGAUGGGGAUGAAGAUGACCGUGGGAACGGCACGCCGAACACAAAAGAAGCCGUCAAGGGUCUCACGUCGCAGAUUAAGGAUCUGGCGCUGAAGCUUUCAGGGAAGAAAAUCAAAGCUGGCAAUCCCAAAAGCAUCAAGUAUGACACCGUUUCUGAAGAGGGGGUUCCAUACGGCUACAUUGGUGGUGGAAGCACAAGUUCAACCCCUGCUUUGGACUACACAAACCCCAAUCAAUCCCCAAUUGGUAACACCACCCCUGGAGUGCGUCAACCUCAACCACCAGCUGGUAGUGUAGCGAUGGUGGACAUGACUGGAUCCAACAAGUGGAUAGCAAAGAUGGAGCCAGGUGCUCACAUCACCGUUGUGUCUCUUCCUACUGGGGGCAAUGAUCUCAAAAGGAUUCGCUUCUGCUCUUUUAUAAUAUAUAUUUUCCUUGUGUGGUUUAUCAGCGCAAGCUUGUGA
This is a messenger RNA of Gastrolobium bilobum, 504 nucleotides long. RefSeq names its product protein BREVIS RADIX-like. The record is from RefSeq and is a predicted model, not a curated record. NCBI's taxonomy places the organism in Eukaryota, Viridiplantae, Streptophyta, Magnoliopsida, Fabales, Fabaceae. Bases 1 to 504 code for a protein of 167 amino acids. The transcript has 2 exons.